AUGACGCGGAUCACAAAUUUUGGUCGAAAGCGCACGUAUGUGCAAGCAGGCUUUCCUGACGAUUCCGAGCCUGUGGAAGAACCAACAGAGCCACAAGCUUCGACAUCCACUUUACCAUCCGAGAGCCAACCACACGAUCAAGUUCCUCCAAAAAAGAAAAGAAAGCGGACAAAAAAACCAAAAGAAACUGGUGACGAUGGCGGCGAAAGAACUGGACCAAGUGAGGACAAGGCACAGGACGCGGGUGAUUCUGAAAAAGCGAAAGUUGUACCCAAGAAGAAACUGAAGGAGAAACGGAAGCCUAAAGCUCGGCCAGAUCCUGCCCAACGGUCUGAAUCGAGACGCCAGAAACGUAUUGCGGAGAAAUACGCAGACACUACUUGUUUUGCAUGUCGGCAAAAAGGGCACGCUGCAAGAGACUGUCCAACCACACGUAGUGAAGCCCGUGGUAGUGGUGGUGCAGCGAGAAGUGUUGGAAUAUGUUAUCGUUGCGGUUCAAAUCAGCAUAUUCUCUCGCGAUGCAAGGCCCCAGAAGACCCUCAUCACGCGCUUCCGUUCGCAUCAUGUUUCGUGUGUUCUGGUAAAGGUCACUUGGCAUCAUCGUGUCCACAAAACAAGGACAAGGGUGUCUAUCCAAACGGAGGCUGCUGCAAACUCUGUGGCGAAACAUCUCAUCUGGCCAAGGACUGUGGACUGAGAAAACAAGCUCUAUCUGGAACCGCAACUUUCUUGGGGACAGGGGAAAGCGCCGGUGCAGAUGAAGAUGACUUCCACACUUUCAAGCGGCGGAAUGCAGACGUAGACCGGGAUAUAAAGAAAGAUGAGAGAGCAAAGAAAAAGGCCGAUGUAAAGUUUGGAACAUACACAGGGACGGUGAAAGCCUUUGGCACGCCUGUCGGAAACUCUGCGAAGGUGAAGGUCGUUCACUUUUGA
Suillus clintonianus is the source of this 933-nucleotide messenger RNA. RefSeq lists its product as uncharacterized. The record is from RefSeq and is a predicted model, not a curated record. The coding region runs from base 1 to 933 and encodes 310 amino acids. The transcript is spliced from 4 exons. Lineage: Eukaryota; Fungi; Basidiomycota; Agaricomycetes; Boletales; Suillaceae. Gene Ontology annotation, molecular function: nucleic acid binding; zinc ion binding.